This is a messenger RNA of Drosophila persimilis, 785 nucleotides long. RefSeq names its product ribonuclease P protein subunit p25-like protein (gene Rpp25). Gene Ontology annotation, biological process: tRNA 5'-leader removal. Gene Ontology annotation, cellular component: ribonuclease MRP complex. The record is from RefSeq and is a predicted model, not a curated record. Gene Ontology annotation, molecular function: RNA binding. Bases 72 to 677 code for a protein of 201 amino acids. The transcript is spliced from 5 exons. Lineage: Eukaryota; Metazoa; Arthropoda; Insecta; Diptera; Drosophilidae.
CGGAUUUCAGUUCUUGAAUUGAGUUAUUUUAAUCUUUAAUCAGAAAGUGAUCAGACUCGAGGACCCUCAAAAUGAUGCACUACCGCAAGGCGGAGAAUGUUGAGCGGGAUUUGAGCAAGAGUGAAUUGCCAUUUGAUGACUGCGUACCAAAGACCCAAAAGGAUUUCCUCUGGAUGCAGGUUAAAGGCGGCACCAAAGUGAGCAAUGUCAUUGAGUAUGCCCAGGCGGCGCUCAACAAGGGCGAACACCGCUGUCUAGUGUGGAGUGGCUCCGGCGGCGGAGUGGUCAAAACCAUAUCCUGCGCUGAGGUGCUUAAGCGUACCCACCCCCUGUACCAGGUGACGCGCAUGGCCUACAACAGCGUGGAGGAACACUGGAAGCCACAGAUGGAUGGCCUCGAGGAAAUCAUUGUCAACCGCCAGAUACCCAGCAUACACAUACUCAUGAGCCUGGACGAGCUGCCCGAGAGCGUGCAGGGAGUGCAGAAACCCAACACAACUAGCGAUUACUGGCAGGAUAAUGGAACGCCUGCACGUACUCAGCCCCGCCAGCAUCAGCAAGGAGCAGCCAGUCGACCAAAUAAACGACCUAGAUAUGGACGCAACAAGCAGCAGCAAGGAAACCCAGAGCGGAGCACAGAGCAGCUCCCUGUUCCUGCUCCAAGUCCUGGCCAAUGAUAGAUUUCGUCGACUUCACCUGAAGCUUUUCUUUAACUAAUCUAAUCGGCUAGAAUGCUUUGAGUACCCUUUGUAGGGAUAUGCAAAUAAAGUAUAAUUUACUAUGUA